Molecule: messenger RNA, 1415 nt
Organism: Galleria mellonella (greater wax moth)
Lineage: Eukaryota; Metazoa; Arthropoda; Insecta; Lepidoptera; Pyralidae
Gene: Lst8
Product: target of rapamycin complex subunit lst8
Exons: 8
Coding region: 259-1206 (315 amino acids)
Biological process (GO): TOR signaling; regulation of actin cytoskeleton organization
Cellular component (GO): TORC2 complex; TORC1 complex
Molecular function (GO): protein binding
Source: RefSeq, a predicted model, not a curated record
CAAUGUCAAAUCAAAUUUAAAUAUGAAAAAAAUCCGAAAAUCCUAAUAAACAAUUAAAAUUUUCUUUUAAAACAAUUGUUAAUACUAUAAACAAAAUAAGAAUUUACUUUAGAAUUCUGUAAUAUUUUGGUUAGAAGGUACAAUUGUUUUGCUUUUUCAUAUAUCGCAUAUCGCUAUAACAUACACUUCAGAGUCAAAUAUUACUAUUUACUAUAAUAAAUAAAUAAGUGAAAUAAGUGUUAGCUUUCACUGAAAGGAAUGGCUGGUGAUGGAAGCACUGGAGGUGGGUCACAAGUGGCCCUUGUGACUGGAGGAUAUGACCAUACUAUUAAGUUGUGGCAAGCACACAGCGGAGUAUGCCUACGCACCAUGCAGCAUCCAGAUUCACAAGUGAAUGCAUUGGAGAUCACUCCUAAUGGACAAAUGGUGGCUGCAUGUGGAUACCAACAUAUCCGUAUGUACGACCUGGCUAGUGCUAACCCUGACCCUGUUAUGAAUUUUGAGGGUGUCACCAAGAAUGUUACAAGAGUUGGAUUUCAGCAAGAUGGCAAAUGGAUGUAUACUGGGGGUGAGGAUUGCACAGCAAAAAUAUGGGAUCCAAGGGCCGGCCGCCAGUUGCAGUGCCAAGGUAUCUUCCAGGUGCCGGCGCCAGUGAACGCGGUGGUGCUUCACCCCGACCAGACACAGAUCAUGGUCGGCGACCAGAGUGGCAUCAUACACAUGUGGGACCUGAGAACAGAUCAGAACGAACAAUUGAUACCAGAAGCAGAGGCGUCCAUCCAAGACAUAGCGAUCGAUCCUGAGGGCAAGCUGAUGGCGGCCGUUAACAACAAAGGCAACUGUUAUAUCUGGUCAUUGUGCGGCGAGCCGCCGCGGCCUGUGCCCAGGAAACAUAUACAGGCGCACAAGAAGUACGCACUCCGGUGCAAAUUCAGUCUUGAUUCCACCAUGUUGGUGACGACAUCUGGCGAUUGCUCGGCGAAAGUGUGGCGGACGUCGGACUGGUCGCUGCUGCGUGAACUGCGCCACGACUCCCAGCGGUGGGUGUGGGACGCCGCGUUCAGCGUUGACUCGCGGUAUCUCUUCACCGGUUCCUCGGAUAGCUACGCGCGACUCUGGGACGUAGAGAAGGGCACACUCGAACGUGAAUACUGCGGACAUCAAAAGCCCAUCACAGCGCUCGCUUUCAGAGACCAAGCUGCCUAGUCUACACUACAUGAUUGCAAUUAAUUUGCAAUUAACAAAUGCAGUCGAAAAAUAAAACAGACUUUUAUAGAACUGUGCAGACUGAAGAAUAUAUACAAGAACACAGGUGUUUUAUUUCGACGGGCCAAAAAGUAUGCCUAGUUAAUUUAAUUAAUUCGCUAAGGUUCUUUAAUAAAUCGUUAAAUCGCCAUCAGCGUGUGGUUUUUUUU